Molecule: messenger RNA, 3572 nt
Organism: Anneissia japonica
Lineage: Eukaryota; Metazoa; Echinodermata; Crinoidea; Comatulida; Comatulidae
Product: collagen alpha-2(IX) chain-like
Exons: 33
Coding region: 148-2862 (904 amino acids)
Source: RefSeq, a predicted model, not a curated record
GCCAUGACAAGUAGUGCAGUCGCCGGGACGAGUCGAUUGUAAAAAGGCAAAGGGCUAUCAUCGUUUAUUACAGGGUUGUUCUGGAUACCUCGAGUACAGGUCCCACACUAAACGGUGACACGGAUCUGUAGCAGCGUAACCGGCAAGAUGUUGACGAGAUCACCUUUAAAUCACUUGGUUAGCGCUUGCCUUUUGCUAACUGCCAUUAGCAUAGCAAAUUGCCAACGCUGCGAAAUAUCAAAGUUAGACGAUGACUUAACAACUUUUGAUAUUAUCCGGGCGUUUGGCAUGGAUGGCGAAUUGAAAGGCGUCAAGAAAUUAAAUCGAGGCUCAAAUGAAUUCCAAACGUCUUACAAAAUCGAGAGAAAGGCAAACCUGACGACAACAACUAGAACCUUGUUUCCUGAGGGAUUCCCAUCUUCAUUCACGUUCAUAUCGACUUUCAAAAUUCCAAAACCAGAAGAUUCAGAUGAUCCAUAUACCGACUGGAUGCUAUUCCAGGUUAGAAAGCCUAACAAGCAAUACCAGUUUGCAAUGCGUCUCCUCUUAACACUGAAAACACUGCAGAUCAUAUAUACCACAGAAGAGGAACCAGAAAAUAUCAAGUACCUGACGUUCAGUAGUAAAAGGGCUGAGACUUCCCGACAAGAGAAAAUUGUCCACGAGGCGGAUAUUGCUGAUUUAUUCGACUUUAAAUGGCACAAGUUACACCUGAGUGUGGACGAGCGAGAAAAGGCCAUUACAGUGUACGUAGAUUGUAUAUCUAUCGCUAAAGGCAGUUACGAGGGCACAUUGAACAGUGACGUCAGUGGAUCAGUCAGUAUUGGCAAGAAUACUGAAGACGAGGAACAAGUGGAGUUGUUGCUUCAAUGGAUGAUGAUGCAUUGCAACCCGAAGUUUCACCCAGGAGUAGGAGGACGAGACAACUGCAACGAACUGGUAGACAAGAUUCUAACUGUAGAGCAAAGUGAUGAGCCGUGUCCUGACCAAUGUCCGGCUGGUCCACCGGGGCCUCCUGGUGCACAAGGUUUCAGAGGACCAACAGGCCCAUCGGGUGAAAGAGGCGACCCAGGUUUAUCUGGCACCCCCGGCCCACAAGGUUCCAGAGGACCAAGGGGUCCAGCUGGAGCACCUGGAGUCAGAGGAGAUACGGGUUAUGACGGAAUUAAUGGUGUUGAUGGAGAAAAGGGUGAAGCUGGUCCACCCGGCGCCCCAGGACAACCAGGAGCCCCAGGUGUUCUCCCAACUAUUGACGAACUGAUCCAAACUGGGUUGAAAGGUGACAUGGGACCCAUUGGUCUUCCGGGAUUGAACGGAUUGCCGGGUGCAAGAGGAGAUCAAGGAAUUCAAGGAGCAGAAGGAAAACCAGGAAUACCAGGUAAACCGGGCACACCUGGACCAGUAGGAUCCAGAGGGCCAGCGGGAUUACCAGGGGCAGAAGGGAGACAAGGACCACCGGGACCUCCAGGAAGUGUAAUUGGACCAGAUGCAUUGGCUGCGCUAGCAGAAAACUCGGAUGGAGUUCUGACCGGUGUUGCUGGCCCAAGAGGUUAUCCAGGUCCACAAGGCCCACAGGGUGAUCCAGGCCCAAUGGGUAAUGAAGGAGCUGUAGGUGAAAGAGGUCCAAAGGGUGACCGUGGACCAAGAGGUUCACAGGGUGAGCAAGGACAGGGUGGCUUGAGGGGACCGGCAGGAGUACAAGGAGUAAGAGGAUCUCGUGGUGAUAAAGGAGAAGCGGGACCAGUUGGAGCCCCUGGACCUCAAGGGCAACCUGGACCUCCAGGACCACAAGGCCUUCAAGGGCCUCGAGGCGAACAGGGUAGCCGUGGUGAACGUGGCUUACAGGGAAGCGAUGGACCAACUGGUCCACCCGGAGUAGCAGGAGCUAAAGGCGAUAGGGGUGCACAAGGUGAGCGCGGUGUUCAAGGAGCACAAGGAGUGCAGGGUGAGGUGGGAAAGACUGGUGCGACCGGUGAGAGAGGUCCAGUUGGACCGACAGGUGAACAGGGUGAAAGGGGAGCAAGAGGAUUCCGAGGUCCAGAGGGACAGAAAGGAGAUGCGGGCUCAAGGGGACCACAGGGUUUCACUGGACGACAAGGAAAACAAGGGCAACAGGGACCGGCUGGUGAAAUGGGAAUCGUAGGUCCGGACGGUCCAACAGGACCACGAGGAGCACCAGGCCUUCGCGGUCCGGUUGGUAUCAAAGGUGAAGUUGGGUCUCCAGGUUCAGCUGGUGUGUUAGGUGCACCUGGUUUCCCCGGAGCCCCAGGUGAGAAAGGUGAUACCGGUUUCCAAGGCAACAGAGGACCAUUAGGACCAAAGGGUGAUCCAGGUGUCCCGGGUAGAACACCAUCAGAAGGCGAACUAACAAGAAUGAUUGAAAGAAUUUUACAAGAUCGCUUAGAAAUUAUUGAAUCAAGAUUAAGACAACCUGCACCAAUCAUGUCAGAAGAGGGUCCACCAGGGCCACCCGGUCGUCCAGGACCUCCAGGAAUGACUGGCCAACCAGGACCGCCGGGCCAGAGAGGAACACAAGGACCAAUCGGUCUACCUGGUAUUCGUGGACCAUCUGGAUUUCCAGGGCAGACAGGUCCAAGAGGAGACACGAGUGACGUAGUUGUACCAGCAGCGCUAAGUGCUUCAGGGGCACCCGGACCACCCGGGCCACCAGGUCCACCAGGUAGAGACGGAAUUGGACGUCCAGGUGAAGAUGGACGUCGUGGACCUCCUGGGCCAGUUGGACAAAGAGGUCCUAUUGGACCAAGAGGACCGGAAGGCUCGCCCGGCUACUGUCGCUAUUGUUCGUACGGACCAGCCAACUUAGCAGCGUAUUAUCCUUACAGUGUUAACGUUAAAGGAUAACAGCGCAAAUGAUGGUCUACAUAUUCAGGACAUAAUGAUAAAAUAAAUAAUAAUCAGUACUCAUUCAAAAUAAUUAAUUCAAUCUAAAUGCUUAUGCACCAAAAGAUAUUUGCAGGAAUCCGCUGCUUAUUAUUUUUUUUAAUGCAGUGAUUUGUAAUUUUAUCCGUUAGUAUUACUCUUGAUUUUUUGGAUUCACAUUAAUACAACAUAUAUAUAAUAUUUUUGGAAACUAUAAUAACUGCGAGUUAUGUAGUAUAAUGCAUGUAGAUGAUUAAAGAGGGCCGUUAUUAUAUUUGAAAAAGAGUUACAUUGCUGAAGCUUGUCUGGUGUAAUCUGUAGGGUUGUUAUCUUUAGGAAUUGUAGAUAUUAGCAUAAGUUUUGAUAAACUGAUUAAAUGAAUACAAAAUUUGAUUUGAAUUUCAGUUAAAUAUGUCUAAUUCACAGACAGUUUUAUAAUCGUAUAACGAAAACAAAUCUUUAAAAAAUAUAUUAGUUUAGAAGACUAGAUAAUAAUGUAGAGACAUUAGCGCCCUCAGUAUUCUUUCAAUUCUGUUACUUAAAUAUUCGGUAGAUAUUGUAGCUGUUGAAAUUAUAAGUUUUAAAACAAUACAAUUUAUGCUGCUUCUUUGUCGUUGCUUUCUUAUGUAAACUUGAUUAUUAUGCUCUAUGCUAAAUUGAAUUCACAAACAAUAAAUUUACUGAAAAAUUCA